AUGGGAGAGUCAGAAGAAGUGAAACUGUUGGGAACAUGGUACAGUCCCGUGGUGUUAAGAGCAAAGAUCGCUCUUCGUCUCAAAUCGAUCGAUUAUGUUUACGUUGAAGAAGAUCUAUUCAGUUCCAAGAGUGAGCUUCUUCUCAAAUCGAACCCGAUUUACAAGAAAGUCCCGGUUCUCAUCCACAACAACAAACCGGUCUCCGAGUCUCUCAACAUCGUUGAGUACAUCGAUGAGACCUGGAACUCAUCUGGACCGUCCAUUCUUCCUUCCCAUCCCUAUGAUCGUGCUCUUGCUCGCUUCUGGUCUGCCUUCGUCGAUUACAAGUGGUUUCCAGCUUUCAGAGCGGCAGUGAUCACCAAAUCGGAAGACGCAAAAGAGAAAGGCAUGAAAGAAGUAGAAGAAGGGAUAUUGCAACUCGAGGAAGCAUUUGUUGCUAUAAGCAAAGGGAAACCCUUUUUUCGUGGCGAAGCGAUCGGGUUUAUGGACAUUUGCCUUGGAAGCUUUUUGGUUCUCUUGAAAGCUAGAGAGAAGCUUAAAGGAGAAAAGCUUUUAGACGAAUUAAAAACUCCUUCUCUUUGUAAAUGGGCUGACAAAUUCUUGUCUGAUGAGACGGUGAGGAAUGUGGCACCAGAGAUCGAUAAAGUCGCAGAGUUUCUAGGAGAGCUUGAAGCUAAAGCUCAUUCUGCGGCUUCAAAAUCUUAA
This is a messenger RNA of Arabis nemorensis, 705 nucleotides long. NCBI's taxonomy places the organism in Eukaryota, Viridiplantae, Streptophyta, Magnoliopsida, Brassicales, Brassicaceae. The record is from the annotation of a GenBank genome assembly.